Molecule: messenger RNA, 7786 nt
Organism: Xyrauchen texanus (razorback sucker)
Lineage: Eukaryota; Metazoa; Chordata; Actinopteri; Cypriniformes; Catostomidae
Product: paralemmin-2
Exons: 11
Coding region: 259-3987 (1242 amino acids)
Biological process (GO): regulation of cell shape
Cellular component (GO): membrane
Source: RefSeq, a predicted model, not a curated record
GUAGGAGGAGAGAGAGAAAGGCAGUGAGAGAGAGAAACGGAGAGAGAAACAGUCUGGCAGACACAUGGCCAGUGACUGAGAAUCUUGCUCUCAGUACACUGUGUCUUUUACCGGUUGAGUUACUUCAGAGGACCAGGGCUGUGUGUGUGUGCGCGUGUGUGUGUGUGUACCUCCAUUUGCUCACCUAACGCCCCACACACAUUAAAACACACUUGGGAUUACCAACCUCACGGUGAAUUCUGCCUUUGUUUUUCCAGGAUGGCUGAAGCUGAACUUCAUAAGGAAAGGCUCCAAGCCCUUGCGGAAAAACGGAAAAGACAAGCUGAGAUCGUGGACAAAAGGCGACAGCUCGAUGAACUUGUUUUGCAACUUCAACAUUUCAAGUCUAAAUCUAUGAGGGAGAGAUGGCUUCUACAGGGGACACCAGCCGGACCACAAGAGGAAGAAGAAUGCCGCAGGAAACAAGUUGAGCAAGAUGAACUUCAAGUAAAAAAACUGGAAGAUUGCAUUCAGAGAUUAGAAUCAGAAAUCUGUCUUUUGGAGAACGAAGAAUCCCAGAUUUCAGCUAAAGAGCAGGUUCUCCGAGAGAGACUGCGGGAAACAGAGAGAUCUAUUGAAGAUCUACAGAAGAGUCUUCAGAAUCCAGAUGGAGAUGCAGUGAAUUACAACUGCUCCCAGAUCCCAGACCUCCCAGAAUUCAACACCCAAACUUCUGUCUCAGCUUCAGGGGAUCAACAACACCCAAGAAAAUCUGCAUUAUACGCCAUGGAGAUCAACGUCGAAAAGGACUGGAAAACCGGUACCACCAAGAUCCUCUCAACCUCAGCAGUCAGCCCACAGGAAGCACACCAGCGGGGGGUCAAAGUCUACGAUGACGGUCGAAAAGUAAUCUACGAGGUGCGUUCUGGGGGAUCUACUAUGAUGGAGAAUGGAAUGCAUGCCUGGGGUUCCGGUGAAGUGGACGAACUAAUGCAUCAAUAUGGCCAGACACACCAGCAAGGAGAUGGUGCCAGGAUAACUUUAACACCAGCUGAGCCACAAACAAUGGAAGGACAGUUGAUUUCUAAGGAGCAGGUGGUGCACAAGAAGGCCAAGCAAGACAAGAAACAAAUUUCCAGUAGAGCCCCGCAAAGUUAUGAAAGUAAAUUCACCGAGAAUCCACAGGCAUCAGCCGAGAAACCAGUGACCAUGAUCUUCAUGGGCUAUCACAACAUUGAAGACGAGGAGGAGACAAAGAAGCUCCUUGGCUUUGAUGGCACCAUUAAGGCCGAGAUUGUCCUUAUUGACGAGGAUGACGAAAAAUCCCUUCGAGAGAAGACCGUCACUGAUAUCUCCACUAUUGAUGGCAACGCUGCAGACCUUGUGUCGGGCCGACCUUUGUCUGAUACCACUGAACUUUCUUCAGAGGGCAAAGACGAUAGCUCGGCCAAAGACCUGCCACCUACAGGCAGUGAGAAGGCGCGUUCAGUGCUGUUGACCACAGAGAAUGGACUGUAUCCUGCAGUGACUGCACGUUCUUCAGAUGCACUGAAGUCCCCUGAACUCUCAGAGGAUGACAGUGAACUGAAAAGAGAGAGAAGCCUGAAGACUGUCAGUUUUUUGGAUUUUGUGAGUGUGAUAUCUGGCGACGAGAGUGGCAUGGAGCUAGAAUCUCAGACUGAGAGCCAGCAAAGUUAUGCCAACCCUGGGCAGAACAGAAUAAGACACAGGGGAGAAGGACUGGACAGUGAAGUUGCCCAGGAAAUCCUCUACCUAGAUGAGGUCAUUGAGGCCAACUGUUGUGACAGUGGGGCCGAAAUGACCACAAAUGGUUCGAGUUCCCCUGAGAUUAAGCCAAUUAGGGUGGAUGGAACUGGACCAUCUGUUAAUACUCAUGACACAUCUCCUAUACACAAUCAUGAAGUUGUUUCAGAAGGGAAAAAGCAAACCACUUUUGUUGAUGACAACUUCAACAUCAAGCCCAAUGGUCAUACAGCAAUGAUGGGUAACAACUGUGCAAGGUCACCAGAGUCACCGAGGACCACAGACAAGAAAGAGGCACGUUUUGAGCUUAGACCAUUUCACGAGGAGAAAAAACCAGCAAAACUAUUUGACACUCCAAAAGAGAAAGAAGUUCGGGUGAAGAAGGUCAGACCUUCAGAGGAGGUUGCAGAACUAGAAAGGGAAAGGCUUGAGCUCAUACGGGGCCAGGCAGUCAAGAAAAAUCCUGGAAUUGCAGCAAAAUGGUGGAACCCUCCUCAGGAAAAGACACUGGAAGAGGAGCUGGAGCCAGAUCAACUGGAGUCACUCAGAAAAUAUGAAGAGCGGAAGCAGAGGAGACCAGACACCCACCGUAUUCCACAGGCUGUACCCAGACAACCAACUUCCUUUAUCCAACCAGAAGUAGGAAAUAAGCAGGAUGUUGUCACAGAAGAGAUCGACUUUUCUGCAGCACGCAAACAGUUUUUGCAGAUGGAGCACAGCAAGCAGGCUGCAGCUUCAAAGAAGAAUGUGGCACCACAGCUUUACUCUGCCAAACCUUUCUUCAGGCCUCAAGAGGUCAUGCAUAUAGAGAGACCAUGUGGUUCUGUCACAGCUGCCAAUCAAGAAGGGGUCACAUCAUAUGAUGAUGGUGAUGAUGAAUUUACCACAGUCAAAGCUGAGAAGAUUUAUUGCUGCUCUGGAGAAUCCGCCAUACCAACCAAAGAUGGUUUGGCUCAGAAUGAGAUGAAUGAUGAUUUUACUUGUGCUCGGGCAGUGAUGACGUUUGUGAAGGAUGAGGAUUCUGAUUUGUGUCAACGUUCUUUGAACAGCUCCUACCAUAUGGAAGAAAUUGACUCUGGGUUAGAUGACCUGUCGCUACGGUCUCAGGACACCACUGUACUUGAGACACUAUCCAAUGACUUCAGCAUGGACAACAUAAGUGACAGUGGCGCGUCAAAUGAGACCAUGAGUGCCUACUUGGAAAACUCUCUUGGGGAGUAUUCCUUCCCCUCAACUCCAAUGGCCACUACACCAAUCAAUGGGAAACAUGAAAGUGAUAUCAAAUCUCCAAGUGAGCAGUGUGGUUCUUAUCAGGGACAUGGCUUGAUGGAGGAAGAGCUGGAAUACCAUGCUGGUAUUCUUGUCCAAAAUGCUAUCCAGCAAGCCAUUGCCCAACAGAAUGGAAAUUGGGAGCCACUUCAGUCUACCCAACAGUCAUCUCCAGUCCCAGAAAAACAUGUAGAAAUUGUUCCAUUUCAACCUCAACUUCUCGAGGAGAAAUGUUCUUUCAUGCCAUCUCCUAACGUGCCAUCACCUCAGGAAGAGGAGAAAACCAUCACUCCUCAAAUUACUGUAGUUCAGGCAGCCCCAGUUUUGCCAGUGAACACUUACAAGCCUCCUAGCCCCUCUCCACCACCAAGUGAGAAACCAGAAUUCAGUUAUUUCAGUAAGUACUCUGAGGCAGCAGAGCUCAGGAGCACCGCAGAUGUUUCUCGUGCUCAGAAAGUGGAAGUCACCUCAGGGCCAUUCAAGCUGCGAUCACGCAAGCAAAGAACCCUGUCCAUGAUCGAAGAGGAGAUUCGGGCAGCCCAGGAGCGUGAGGAAGAGCUGAAGAGACAACGAAAGGCACAAACCUUGUACCCACCCCAUACACAGAAGCAGAAGACCAGCAACCAGCCAAGCAAGUUAGUCCUUACUGGGAAGACAGCCCCAGGUAAGAUUGAGAAGGUUCGUCCGGUUCCUCCAGCUUCACCAUGUUCUUCGGAUGGAGCUCUGCCCUCUCCGCUCUCUGAUCUGGGCAGUGAUGACUCUGGAGGACAGCGACCAAAGAACUUCAUGCAGACUAUGAUGGAGGACUAUGAGACACAUAAAGUCAAGCGUCGAGAAAAAGGAGAGGACAACAGUGUUCUGGAAGCAACACGUGUCACUCGGAGAAAAAGUAACAUGGCCCUAAAAUGGGAGGCGGGAAUCUAUGCCAACCAGGAAGAUGCUGAGGAAGAGGAAGAGGAAGAGGAGGAAGAGUAAACAAAAAUGUCCUUCUGCGCUGAAGAUAUUGAGAAACCUAGCGAAAUCUGGAGGGAAAUUGUGCAACAGAAAAAACACAAGUAUUUAUUGGGAAUUCAAAAUCCAACAUCAAUUCACGUCUCUCGUAAGGUCAAGACUGUCUGUUUCUGGAGCUCGCGGGACAUUUUUUUCUCUCGAAAGCCGAAGCAAAGACAACGAAGACCAGAGAUACUCUAAUGCUUUCUUUUUCCACUAUCAAGUUAUUGCUUUUUCUUUUGUACUGAUGCGUUUGGAGACAAAGGGGAAUGUGCAAAGUUUGUUGACAAUGAUUUUGAGGAUUUUUGGCAUUAAUGUGUGUGGAUCACAUUGCAUUUAAGAGUUAAACUUAACAGAAAUGAAAAGGUUAUUGAAUGGCUAGGAAUGUUAUAAAGAAGAAUGGGACAUUUGACAGUGUUUAGUUGCUGAAGAUUAUGCCUGGAGCUUUGAUUCUGAUGACUGUGAUUUACAUCUAGUGUGAUUCAAACUAGACCUGAGAUGAUUGUGUGAGAUUAUUCACUACUCAUCUCUUGAGUAUCUUGUUUGAUCAGGUUUGGUGGCAUUUAUAGGAAGUGAGAGAACAUUUUAAAAGGAUAAAUAAAAGCAGGGCACAAGUAUGUAAACUCCAAGAUUCAGGGGGCUUGUUUGUAAAGACUUUGUAAAGCUGAAGACCAGACAUCUGUUUGCUCAGUCAAACUCUAUGACCUCCGGAGGUAGUAAUGCUUUUGACCCAUUCCGCAUUAACAAAGACAGGAAAUGCUUGUGAGAAGGAUGAGGAUGUUAUUGUUGUUUGGAGUUGAAGGCAUCUGUGUUUGGCUUGAAGUUAUAGCAUAAGAUGCGGUGUAGUGCAGUUUUAAGAAUGCUUGAUGGUUGAUUAAAUUAUGUAGGUUUUUUUGAGAAUGUUUGUGUUGUUUUAUAUAUGAUGGUGACUGACUGUGUGAGUGUAUAACGUACUAGGGCUCAAGCCAGUCAUUGGGCAAGACAGUAAAAUAUGUUAUAAAAUAUAUUAUAUAUAAAUGGUAACACUAAGUUAAUGUACUCUUUGUUAAGGGUUUAUAAAAGGGUUAUUAAUGACUAAUAAGUCAUUUACAAAUGUGUUAUAAAUCAUAAAUAUGCAGUUACAACUACUUGAACAAAAAAGGGCCACGUUCAUGCAAUACUUGCCAAAGAGUGAGCAUCAUGUUAUAAAUGCUUUAUAAAUACACUUAUUCAUACUUAUAUUAAUUAAAAACACAAAAAGUCCUUAUUCCUGAUUUCUUGUAAUGCAGCAAAAAUAGAUUGUUAUAGUGAUAUUAAAAGGAGAGAUUAUGCCAUUUUCCUAGUCUUCUUUGUGUUUACAUUAAUUUUGUAAUGUCUUGAAUCACUUGUGUUGUCACUUUCCUUGCCAAACAAAAGAAUUGUGCUACUCUCAGUGGUCUCGCCUAGUCCUAGUUACCUAAAGGCUUUUUUAGUUUUCAUCCUCAUUCACGGUACAUUUCAUAUAAUAAAGCCUGAUGACAAUAGAACCAUACUUAACAUUAUGUACAUAAGUUUCUAAUGUUAGCAAAUCUUUAAUAAAUGCUUUAUGUGUCCACUACAUUAAGGUACAUUUUAAUAGGUAUAAAUAAAGUGUUAUUAGACAUUUAUAACAUGUGAGGUAAAAUAGGCUCACUAUUUGGCAAGUAUUGCAUCAUGAAGACAGUUGUUAUAACAGCAUAUAAAUCAUUUAUAAUGCAUUUGUAAAUGAGUUAUUAAUCAUUAAUAAACCUCUUUAUAAACCCUUAAGGAAGGGAACAUUAACAUUAAGUGUUAACACAAAAAUGAGUGGAAAGAACAAGUUAUAACAUUAUAUCUCUGAGAUGUUACUGAGAAGGAUGACUUAAAUAUGCAAGUAUUUACUCUGCCGAAUUGUUUAACUGACUUUCCAUCAAUCUUUAUUUAAAAAGGUGAAAACAUUUCUUAAGCCAUUACAAGUAGAUUUUGCAAAUGCAAUUUUGUAAAUUACCAUUGUUUAACUUUUAUUACAAUCACUUAAUUGAUCAUUAUCUACACAUAAAUGUAUGUAAUGUGGGGUUUUUUUUUUCUUGUUUCCUGUUGUAAAACAAAACAAUCAAAAAUAAGUUUAAAAUAUGUUAUAAAAUGUGAUCAGUUGAAAGAACAAGCAACUAAACAGGACAUUGACAUCAGUGAUGGGCCUUCAAGAAGCGAAGCGUCAAGGACAAAUACAAGGACAAAUAUGUCAUCUAUAUUUAAUCUUCAACUUGUAUUUUUUGCCUUUGGCAUAAUACAAUGGUCAAGCAAUGAAUGAAGACAAUCCUGAGAGCAUCAUUAGACAAAUGUACACUAAAAAUAUGUAACAAAAUGAUUUAAUGAACUGCUGUCCUUUUAUGAGUAUAUGUGAAGUAUUUGUAUUCUCUGGAUUAGUUUGGCAUAUAGUAGUGCAUAGAAAAGAUCCUUCAUUGCAAAAAAGAAAAGAAUAGAAACAAUAACAGUUAUGUAUUAUUACUAUUAUAACUUGUGGGAAAUAUAUAAGGUUAAUCCAACAGAUUUUUGAAUAUUUCUGCAAAGGAUGCAUCAUCUUUAUUCAAUGGACUCAUUCAGACAUGCAGAUCUUUAAAUACUGAGUGAUUUUCUGAAAUGUUUAUUUGUUUCGAUGCGUGAUGUGUUUUACUCAAGAGCGGGAUAUUGGAUUUUUACUUGCAUUCUUUGAUAUAUGAGAUAUGACUAUGGUAAGCAAUUUAUCAGAAUUUUAUGAGGGGAAAUAUUUUUUAUUUGAGCAGUAUGAUACAGUAUUACAGUAUUCCUAUGAAUGGAAAAUAGUUUUGGAAAAAGGGCUGGCGUUUAGUACUAUUUACUGCACAUUUAUUCAAAUAUUAUAUACUGUGUUGUGUGUAUUUGAGGGCCAAGUAUGCAUAUAUGUAGAGAUUUCAUUAGUGGGGUUGUUUGGUAUUGGGGCUGUCACAUUACUAGCACAGUAUUGAUCGUGAAGCUUCAGGUUUUGUAUCAUGACAUUUGCAGCAUUCACAUUAAAUGCAAAGUUAACUUUAGAUUCCCUAAAGAUGGCACGCUUUUAUACUAUCUGAGAAAUGGACAUAAAAUGGUUGAUUUUAUGUCAUAAAAGCUCAAUUCUAAGAAAUAAAUCAAUGUUCAAAUUUGUAAUACAAUAGGAAAAAAUAGCUUUUAGUAUAGAAUAUUAGAAAUGGAUCAAUGUUACCAUUUUUAAUGUGUAAAAGUAUUAGGGCAAAAGUUUGAUGUGCAUUUACUUGGCAAUAAAUCAUAUGGUAGGUUUAAUAGUUCUCAAUUAUACUGUAAGCUUCUAGUCAAACGUUCCAAACCUUGUCGGUGUGCAUGCAGACGAUUGAAUUACAAGUACUUAAUCUACUGCAAAAGAUCUGUAAAUUUGAUGAAAGACAGCCUAUGCUUUUCCAAAAAAGCCUUGCCUUCAAUUGCAUCACAUAAAGUAUUAAUUUCUUUCCCACAGUACAGUGUUUUUUAUUUUUUACUUUUGUGGUAACACCAAAAAUAUGUUGCACGUUUUGCUUUUGUUGUUUAAAUACUUCCUUAAAGACAGGAAAUCACAGUUUUAACAAGUGUUCUUUGAGAGGAAUAUUGAUAUGGGUGUGAGGAUGCAAUCAUGCUUUCAACAUCCCUCUGUUGACAUGUUAACCACUUAUUGUAUGUUAAAAUUCUGCUUAUAUUGUUUUAUAGUAAUUGUAUGUCUCACUCUUACACACACAUAUAUUAUUAUUAUUAUUUUCUCAUUAAAAAGAAAAUCUUUCAAAAUCGAAAUUCUUUUAAUGACUCA